Molecule: messenger RNA, 4199 nt
Organism: Pantherophis guttatus
Lineage: Eukaryota; Metazoa; Chordata; Lepidosauria; Squamata; Colubridae
Gene: PLPPR1
Product: phospholipid phosphatase related 1
Biological process (GO): phospholipid metabolic process; phospholipid dephosphorylation; signal transduction
Cellular component (GO): plasma membrane
Molecular function (GO): phosphatidate phosphatase activity
Source: RefSeq, a predicted model, not a curated record
CAACCCCGGAGGUCGGUGAGGGGAAACAGCACUUCGCUUUCCAGAAAAAGAGAGGCGGGAAGCCACCCAGGCGACACUAAGCCAUGCUAAAGGAGACGGGCAGAAUGCGGAGGGCGCGCGUGGACAGAAAAAAGAACCCCUCCCCCCCACCGCCAGGGCGCCGCACAGCCCGCCACGCCCCCUUCGCCUAUAGGGCAACUGGUUCUGCUUGAAGGACCCAGGAGGUGGGAAGCAGCACGAGGGGGCUACCGCGCACGCUGACUGUCCUCCGGCCUGCGCCUGCGCAAACCUCUCGUUCGCUGGCUUUCUCCCUUCGAUUCCCACCUCCUCACACCAUCAUCAAUCUCCUUUUCUGCCCCGGCUGUUUCUUCUGUUGAGCAAGUAGGAGACCCCCCUCCCCCCCCACACACACAUACACCCCAUCCCGCUUCGUCCUCAGGACCUUGGUAAACCAGGAGUAUCCGGGCUGAAAGAACGGAUCCUCCGCCGAAACCCCAAAGUGCAGCCUCUCCCGUACAUGCAUCGCUACACACGGAGAUCAUGAUCGUGCAUUGGAUGGAGACGGUGUCUCUCGGCAGCCUCUUGAGUGGAUAUUGCUACUCCUAGCCUGGAUAGCGGCGGUGCCGGAGAAAAGGAAAAGGAGAGUCGGAGAAGCGCCCGGAGUUCGGGCAAGGAGCGAUGAAGGUACACAAAGAGCCCUUGGUUAGGUCUGCGGGGAAAUUCUGGGGAUAUUAAAAGAAGACGCAGGGUGAAGAAGGCGCAGCUUGCAAUUGCAAAUUAGCCUCGAACAGCUUUGGAUCCUAACCUUGAGGGGGUGUGAUGAGAAAUGGCUUUGGGAGACAAUACACAACGAAGUUACUCUAUCAUCCCAUGUUUCAUCUUUGUUGAGCUUGUUAUUAUGGCUGGGACGGUCUUGCUCGCCUACUACUUCGAGUGCACGGACACUUUCCAGGUGCAUAUUCAAGGCUUCUUCUGCCAAGACAGCAAUUUGAUGAAACCAUAUCCAGGAACAGAGGACGAAAGCUUCAUUUCCCCUCUUAUCCUCUACUGUGUACUGGCUGCAACCCCAACAGCAAUUAUUUUUAUUGGAGAGAUAUCUAUGUAUUUCAUCAAGUCCACCAGAGAAAGCUUAAUUAUCCAAGAGAAAACCAUUUUGACAGGAGAAUGCUGUUAUCUGAAUCCACUACUUCGGAGAAUCAUCCGAUUUAUAGGAGUAUUUGCAUUUGGUCUUUUUGCUACCAACAUAUUUGUAAAUGCUGGCCAGGUAGUGACGGGAAACCUGGCACCCUAUUUCUUGACUGUGUGUAAACCCAACUACACUGGGAGUGACUGCCGAGCUCAUCACCAGUUUGUUAACAAUGGGAAUAUCUGCACUGGCAACCAAGACGUGAUUGAGAAGGCGAGGAGGUCUUUUCCAUCCAAACAUGCUGCUUUAAGCAUAUAUUCAGCCUUAUACGCUACAAUGUACAUCACUAGCACAAUCAAGACAAAGAGCAGUCGGCUUGCCAAGCCAGUGUUGUGUCUGGGGACACUUUGUGCUGCCUUCCUUACAGGGCUCAACCGAGUUUCUGAGUAUCGAAACCACUGUUCAGAUGUCAUUGCAGGCUUCAUCUUGGGAAGCACAGUAGCACUCUUCCUGGGCAUCUGCGUAGUUCAUAAUUUCAAGGGAGCACAUGGGACACCUUCAAAAUCAAAACUAGAUGAACAGCGAGGCGUGCCCUUGAUGGCGUUUCCACGAGUGGAAAGUCCUUUGGAGACGUUGAGUGCCCAGAAUCAUUCUGCCUCUAUGACCGAAGUAACCUGAUCUGAACAACAUCAAGAGAAUUUUUUUAUUGCCCUCUGCUACAGUACUCCCAUCAGAAUACACAGUUAUACUAAUUGUCAAACUGUGAUGACCAGUAUUAUUAUGUUAUGUCUAGUUAGGAACUAAUGUUUUGUACAUUUUUGUAUGAGGAAGUGAUAUAGCUUGCCCUGGAAUUCCCACCCACUUUCUUUUUUCUUGUUGUCAGCUUUAAUAUAUUUAUGCCAGAAUUUAAGACAAAUGAAAACAAAAAAGAAACAAGACAAAAAAAUAUGAACUCUUUUUUGAUUACAGUGUUCUGAGGCACUACACCUUUGGGAAUUGUUGAUGUUUUGUGAUAUUUGUACACACAAACUUUUUUGUUUUGUUUUGUUUUAUAUACAAUAAAUUAAAUGAUAAUUAUAAUACUAAUUCAUUUUUUACCUUUUUAUUACCAGAGAUGAUGCUUCCAGUAAGUGAGUUCAGAUUCAGCAUUGGCAGUGCAAUUCUACAGAAUUCAUACUCGUUUUCUAGAAGUUACUGUAGAAUUGUCUCUGCAUGACUGCUAUCUGGCCCUUUAGAUUAUCAAUAAUGAGAAAUAUGUACUUUGAAUGCUGGUUUAACAUAGCAAGACUAAGAACAUGUCUGUUUGCAAACUUUGAUUCCUCUUAUACAAGCCCCAUAAUUGUGACUGUGACUAGAGCAGGAAAUACCUGAACUUUUUUUCAGGAGUCCAAUUUUUUUUAUGGAGCUUGCUCAGGAAAUUGUCCCAAGGGGUUAUGCUCAUGGUAUGUAAUCUUUGGGUUGUUGACUCAAGAUUAGUUUCCUUAGCCCCAAGGUCUUCAUUGAAUGUGCAUAAUUCACACCUCUUGCUUAGCAGCUUUUUGUUGUCUCGUAGAGUCUGCUUCAAGCAAAUUUUCUUCAUGUAAAGCAACUAGCAAGAUGGAAAUUAUAGAGAAAGCCUGCGUGUGAAUGCACACCUCUUGUGCACUAUCCUUAAGAUUAUUGCCUUGAACUACAAGAACAAAUGACUGCAGCUUUUAGUCGGAAUCCAGUUUAGCACUAAUAGUUUAGCAGAUUGGAUCAAGAAUUCAUAGUGUUAGUCAAAAGACUGUAUCAUUAGCCUUUUAGUAGAUUUGAGGAACAGAAGAACAAGUUGGGAUACUUAGGAGAAUGAAGUAUUAUUGCAGUAUUAUUGCAGUCCCAGGCCGAAGAACAAUGGCCUGCACUAAGCUGAAAUCCACCUCAGUGUGAUACUUUUAAAUUUCUUAAGAACUGUCUCUUCCUAAGAAGCAUGAAAAUCAUGUAGGAAAAUUUGUAGCCAUAAUCAUUGAAUCAUUUACCAGAAUUCUACCAAAUGAGCAUUUUUUUUGCUGUAGACAUAUAUGUAUCGCUUUCUUGUGACAUAUGCAUGCGUUUCUAAUACAUGAUGAACUUUGGAAGUAGCACUUAACCUUGGAACAAAUAUAUUAAUCUCUUUAGAGCCACUCAAAAUCCUGUUAUUUCAUACAGUGCUUCACAGAAGGCUCCAAAAUGAUCCCGAAAAUUGGAAACCAUCACUGUGUUACCAAUUGGUGUUUUGUAAUAGAAAGAGUGUAAAUGUUUCAUUGCUACAUUUGAGCGUAUUUUGCAACUCAGAAAGAUGCCUUAAGGCAAUACAUUUGUGAUUCAGUUUCACUGGUGCUAAUAUAUUGUAAUACCUUUCACGUUGACACAAGUAGGAAAUCAGUUGCUGACUAUGUGUGUCAAAUAUGAACCAUGUGAAAAGCAUCAUUGUUGUGCCUCCUCAGAAAUGGCCCUCUUCAUUCAUAAGGAAAUUUAAAAGAAAUUUAGAACGCCAGUUCAAGGAUGAAGACUGGUCAAACUUGGUACCUUAUCUCUGCUUUUCCUUUUCUCAGCUCCCUGGGAAGAUAAGCUAUCAAGGAGUUAAAUGGAAACAUCAAGGAAAAAGGCAGCCAAAAAUGACUUUGUGUUUCAACAAUUUUCCUUGUUUUCAGAGAGGGACUCUUCUGAAGAGAUAUAACUUAGCAUCUGUUAAAAUAAAAUGCAAUGCCUACAGCAGCUGUUGAAUUCCCCCCAAAUGUGGGUGUUCCUUCCUCCAAGUAAUGCCGGCUUAAUUUUCUGAAUCAAAAUGUAACACAUCUGUAUUGAAAACUGAUUUUCAUUUUGUGGUUUAUUGUUAACAAAUCAAAGGAAAUGAAAAAGGACCAGUUUGCUGAUCUCAUCCUCUCCCUCUCCCAGUCCAAGAAAUUUUCUGCUACAUCCCAUUUUUCUAGCAUGAUCAUAAUCACAAUAGUGUUUCCUUUGAGAAAUGGAACUUCUCUCUGUAUUUUUGCUGGAAUGCCUGCCAUGUUGAUUCUUGGGUUUUUGUAUAUAAUUUUUUUUUCCAAAAGAGAUAAAAAAAAAAAUUAUCACAAAA